Messenger RNA from Ziziphus jujuba (common jujube), 737 nucleotides. Its product is annotated as large ribosomal subunit protein uL15x. Gene Ontology annotation, biological process: translation. NCBI's taxonomy places the organism in Eukaryota, Viridiplantae, Streptophyta, Magnoliopsida, Rosales, Rhamnaceae. The record is from RefSeq and is a predicted model, not a curated record. Gene Ontology annotation, cellular component: cytosolic large ribosomal subunit; ribosome. Gene Ontology annotation, molecular function: structural constituent of ribosome. The transcript has a single exon. The coding region runs from base 86 to 526 and encodes 146 amino acids.
GCGUAGUACUUCUUUGCCGCACCCAUCAGCAGCCUCCAAGUUGUGCAGAAACUCAGAUAGAGAGAGUGAGAGAGGGGAGCUGAAAAUGACGACCAGGUUCAAGAAAAACCGAAAGAAGAGGGGCCAUGUGAGCGCCGGGCAUGGUCGGAUCGGAAAGCACAGGAAGCAUCCCGGCGGUAGAGGUAACGCCGGAGGCAUGCACCACCACCGCAUUCUCUUCGACAAGUACCACCCGGGUUAUUUCGGUAAAGUGGGUAUGAGGUACUUCCACAAGCUUCGCAACAAGUUCUAUUGCCCCAUCGUCAACGUCGACAAGCUCUGGUCUUUGGUUCCCAACGAUGUCAAGGAAAAAACCAACAAGGACAAUGCCCCUCUGAUCGAUGUCACCCAGUUUGGUUACUUUAAGGUUUUGGGCAAAGGUGUUUUGCCUGAGAACAAGCCUGUUGUUGUCAAGGCAAAGCUUAUCUCCAAGAACGCUGAGAAAAAGAUCAAGGAGGCUGGUGGUGCUGUUGUUCUUACCGCUUAGGUUUUAUGGUAAUUGGAACUGGUUGAGUUAAUGGGUUCUCUUGUUUUUUUUUUGGUUUUAAUUUAGAGAAUUUUUGUUUUUUUGUUUUUUUUUUUUGGGGGCUCAAUUUGGACUCGUUUUAGUUAUGUUUUGAUAAUUAUUCUAUUGCUUAUGGGAAAUGUUAUAGAUUUAAAGCAAAAGAAGAGGUUAUGGAUUUCCAUGGAUUCUCGUA